Messenger RNA from Alexandromys fortis (reed vole), 558 nucleotides. It is a transcript of the gene Eloc, whose product is annotated as elongin C. The transcript has 4 exons. Gene Ontology annotation, cellular component: elongin complex. Bases 178 to 516 code for a protein of 112 amino acids. The record is from RefSeq and is a predicted model, not a curated record. NCBI's taxonomy places the organism in Eukaryota, Metazoa, Chordata, Mammalia, Rodentia, Cricetidae. Gene Ontology annotation, molecular function: protein-macromolecule adaptor activity. Gene Ontology annotation, biological process: ubiquitin-dependent protein catabolic process.
GCGACGGAAGUAAUUCCUUCCCGUGCCCCGGAACCCACGGGGGUAGGCAGCUGGGGUGGGGGGGCGGCCCUGAAUAGGGGCUGUGGCGGUACGCGGGGACACGGCUGCGGCGGCUGCAGGACUGGCCAGAAACUGCUGAAGUUCCUGUGGGAUCAAGUAGAAUUUUAUAAGAACAUAAUGGAUGGAGAAGAGAAAACCUAUGGUGGCUGUGAAGGCCCUGACGCCAUGUACGUCAAGUUAAUAUCUUCUGAUGGCCAUGAAUUUAUUGUAAAAAGAGAACAUGCAUUAACAUCAGGAACAAUAAAGGCCAUGUUGAGUGGACCAGGUCAGUUUGCCGAAAAUGAAACCAAUGAGGUCAAUUUUAGAGAGAUCCCUUCGCACGUGCUCUCAAAAGUGUGCAUGUACUUUACCUACAAGGUCCGCUACACUAACAGCUCCACCGAGAUUCCUGAAUUCCCAAUUGCACCUGAAAUAGCUCUGGAACUUCUCAUGGCUGCGAACUUCCUAGAUUGUUAAAUAAAAUAAAUUAUAAUAAACUGUUAAUUUUUCAGUAUUUAA